CCAGCAACAUAUACUCAGUCUCAAGUUCGAACCGCAUCACUAAAGCCAUCCGCAAGGCGAGCCAGCACCGCUAUAGUGACGGGAAUUACAAGCCUUUGCAAGUACAACGUCAACGUCUUUGCCUCAUCGUGCACCUCCCACAUCUCCAUGGAACCAUCAAAUCCCGCAGACGACUCCUUCUCACGAGUCCUUUUGACUGUCGACCAGUUAUCUACAUGAAGAUAAUGUUAGGCGCGCUGGGUCUAAGCCUGUGGCGCUGCCUACGGCACGCAAGCGCCUUGUGCAAGGCAACCUGCGAGGCAGUGCAGGGGCACAAACGGCUCACACCGACGCACGAGAAUGGCCAACAGCGCCUGGCUUUGCCUGGCGCGAAGGCCCGCAAAGGCUCAGCGAUCACAAGGUGGAUUGUAAGGCUUUGUUGGAGAGGCUGGACAAAGAUCGUGCGAGGGGCGCACGAAGCGAAGUGUGCUUAUUUGCACAUUCAAACAUCAAGUCAAUUCUGGAGUCAGAGAUCAAGUAAACGAGCGUUAAACGAAGGUUACCAGGAAGGAGCAACGACACCAAAAGCUCCCCAAUCAACCUUGCCUCCACAAGCCUACAAUGGCACCCACCACCACCUUCCACAACCUACUAAAACGUUCCUCAACAUGCGGCACCUACGACAACCCCUGCACCCCCCACCGGACCGCAAUCCUCAUCAUAAUAGUCGCGAUCGGCUUCCUCACGACCUCAAUCCUCCUCUUCUACUACCUACGCAAGAGAACCUCAGUUCAUCCCGGACCUAGUCGGUUCAAGGCCGGCUUAGUGCACCCGCAAAAACUACAGAGGAAGGAGGCAAGGGCGAUAUGGCGGAGGAAGGACAGAUAUGAGGGGGAUGUGGGGUUGGAAUUGCCACAGUAUGAGGAUAGGUUUGAUGCGCCGCCGCCGUAUGUGUAUGUGUUGGCAAGGCCGGAGGAUGUUCAUACUUAUGGUGGGAGGAGGGUAUGAGAAGGGAAAGUUUAGGUUGGAUGAGACAGUGCAAAGAAGCAGCAAUGAACUGUCUACCUGAUAUCUCCAGUUCACCAAAUGUGACUGUAUCUAUCCCCUGCGCCUGGU
Macroventuria anomochaeta is the source of this 1095-nucleotide messenger RNA. RefSeq lists its product as uncharacterized. The transcript has 2 exons. The coding region runs from base 216 to 785 and encodes 189 amino acids. Lineage: Eukaryota; Fungi; Ascomycota; Dothideomycetes; Pleosporales; Didymellaceae. The record is from RefSeq and is a predicted model, not a curated record.